AUGAAACGCGAGUCUGCCACUGAAUUACACUCAUUAAUUGAACGCUUUGAGGCUAACGUUAGAAUUUUAAAGCAAUUGGGGGAACAUACCGAGCAUUGGGACGCAUUACGAAUUCAUCUGCUCAGCGCACGUCUGGACCCAGUUACCAAGCGGGAUUGGGAGGAACACUCGGAAGCAAACAAAAGCACCAAAUUUCACCAGUUGACUGAAUUCUUGCAAGCUCGAGUUAAUGUCCUGCAGUCGGUCGUUAGCAAAUCAGAACCCCAGUCACAAACUUCGUUUCCGAAAAAAUAUAGUGGGUUGCGAGCAGGAAAUCAUGGCGCGAUACAAAAGGGUCCAAGGGGGUGUCUUGCUUGUUCUGGUCCACAUUCUUUAUAUCAAUGUGAAAGAUUCCCGAAGAUGCCUAUCGAAGCAAAGGAAAACAUAGUUCGCAGCAAACAACUCUGUAGAAACUGUUUGCGACAGGGCCAUAUGGCACGAAAUUGUUCGUCGGAAAGCACCUGCCGUAAUUGUCGGGGUCAUCAUCACACGUUAAUUUGUACCAGUACAAGCCAACAAUCAUUUCAAGGCAAUGUUUUACACACUACUGGUUCACUGUCUCGUCCGCGUAAUCCAUCUAGCCAACGUAACGAAGAGCAUGUGUCAUCAGCGUCUGCGGUACAGCCUGGUACAACGAACAGUAGUAUCCAAGAGGCAUCUAGAAACAAAAUUCUUCUAGCUACAGCUGUUAUUCUACUAGUCGACGGCAGCGGAGGUGAAUAUCCAGUUCGAGCGUUAUUGGACUCAGGAAGCGAGUGCAGUUUCAUCACUGAAAGGGCAACCCAACGCAUGAGCAUUCGCCGCGAAAGGGUUAGCAUUGCAAUUGCGGGUAUUGGACAAUCCUCUACGCGAGUUCUGCAUAAGAUCCGUUCCACAAUAAAAUCAGGUAUAACGGAUUUCGCCACCGCAAUCGAACUACUCGUUCUCCCAAAAGUCACUGUGGAUUUACCGUCCAUGUCAGUUGAUGUGACGUCAUGGUCCCUUCCAACGAGAAUACAGUUAGCCGAUCCAUCCUUUUAUGAUCCCGGCUCCAUCGAUGUAGUACUCGGAGCAGAAGUGUUUUUUGACCUAUUCAAGGCUUCAGGUCGAAUUUCACUCGGAGAUACUCUGCCUACGCUUGUUAAUUCGGUUUUCGGAUGGAUCGUGUCCGGAAAAGUAAGCGAAGGCGCUCCUCGAAGUGCGUUUGUUUGUAACGUUGCAAGUACGGCGGAUCUGCAUAACGAUAUGGAACGUUUUUGGGCAAUUGAAGACGAACCAACUACAGCGUACUCUCCAGAAGAGGCACUCUGUGAGAAAAUUUUCUCCGAAACCGUCACUCGGGACUCUGACGGUCGCUAUGUUGUACGAUUACCACUAAAAAGAGAUCUAUUGGACAAUUUGGGCGAUAAUAGGCGUUCCGCCCUACAUCGCUAUCGACUUAUCGAAAAUCGUCAAGGUCGUGAUCCCGGUUUAGCGACGGAGUAUAGAAAAUUCAUGGACGAGUAUUUUCAGCUUGGCCACAUGGAGAGAAUCGAUGAAAACAACGCCUCCUCUUAA
Messenger RNA from Wyeomyia smithii (pitcher-plant mosquito), 1575 nucleotides. RefSeq lists its product as uncharacterized. Bases 1 to 1575 code for a protein of 524 amino acids. The record is from RefSeq and is a predicted model, not a curated record. The transcript has a single exon. Lineage: Eukaryota; Metazoa; Arthropoda; Insecta; Diptera; Culicidae. Gene Ontology annotation, biological process: proteolysis. Gene Ontology annotation, molecular function: aspartic-type endopeptidase activity; nucleic acid binding; zinc ion binding.